Messenger RNA from Wasmannia auropunctata (little fire ant), 2162 nucleotides. RefSeq names its product fatty-acid amide hydrolase 2-B. The record is from RefSeq and is a predicted model, not a curated record. The transcript is spliced from 9 exons. Lineage: Eukaryota; Metazoa; Arthropoda; Insecta; Hymenoptera; Formicidae. Bases 429 to 2006 code for a protein of 525 amino acids.
AUCUCCAUUUGUGUAAGCGCGUUUCGCCAGACGACUCGCGCCGAGAGUCGCGCCGGGAGCGGCGCGGAUGAAAAAUCGACCGCGGAUAUCGCGGUAUCGCGUAGUGAAAUCCUGCCGAGAAUCGAGACGCGGCACAGCGGUGCGGUGAACUUAUACAUAUAUAUACUUGCUCGGUUCCUCGUUGUUCCUUCGACACGGAGGGAUUAAGUCACGGAUGUCGCGUGAAACGGCUCCGAAUUUAUAAGUAACAAAACAUCGUUCGCCGUCCGAGGUGGGAUCGGAGACAAAGAGACGGGGCUUCCGGUUGCCGGGAUUCCUUCAGCUUGGCACGUCCUGCGAGCGACGCGCGAGAUAUUUCGCGAGACGGAAUUUCGAAUUGACGAGGUGCAUACAGGUGAAUAUCAAUUGAAGAGCAAACACAAGGCAGAAUGCAAACCCGACAAAUCCUCGGCGUGUGUCAUCGCCUGCUGGAGCUAAUUGUGAGAGGAAUAUUGCUGUUAGUUGCCUUUGUCAGAGGACCGGCACAAUCUCAACCACCCAUCAAAGAUUUAACUCUCCUGCAUAGCGCAACCACUUUAGCGUUAAAAAUUCGAAACAGACAAUUAACUUCGGAAGAUGUGGUAUCUUCGUAUAUAGAAAGAAUAAAGGAAAUUCAACCGAUACUCAACUGUGUGGUCGCCAAUCGCUUUGAGAAAGCUCUGAAAGAGGCGAGAAAAUGCGACGAGCUAUUAAAAUCUCCGGACGCUCCGUCCGUGGAGUCUCUGGCCAAGGAGAAACCAUUGUUCGGCAUACCUUUUACCACCAAGGACUGUAUCGCGAUCGAAAACAUGCAGCAAACGGCCGGUCUAGUUGUACGUAAGAACAUUGUUAUUGAUAAAGAUGCAGAGGUGAUAAGAUUAUUGAGGUCAGCUGGAGCCAUACCUCUGGCACUGACAAAUGUUUCAGAAUUAGCGAUGUGGUGGGAAAGCCAUAAUUAUCUAUUCGGUAUCACCAAGAAUCCCUACAACACAAGACAUAUUGUAGGCGGUUCUUCGGGUGGUGAAGGCUGUUUACAAGCAGCAGCUGGAUCACCGUUUGGAAUUGGCUCGGAUAUUGGUGGCUCUAUUCGUAUACCGUCAUUCUUCAAUGGAAUUUUUGGCCAUAAGCCAUCUAAGGGAGUCGUCUCGAAUGAUGGCCAGUAUCCUAGUGCGCAUAGCUUUGACCAAGAUCAAUUACUCGCUAUUGGACCAAUGUGUAGAUACGCGCAAGAUUUGACGUUAAUUUUUAAAAUUAUCGCAGACAAAAAUGCUGAUUUAUUAAAAUUAAAUCAAAAAGUGGACAUUUCGAAGAUUAAGCUCUAUUAUAUGGAGGACGACGGUGGUCAGUAUUUAAUUUCGCCAGUGGAUCCUGAGAUAAAAGCCGCUAUGAAAAGAGUGGUGAAUUAUUUCGAGAAAGCGCACAAAGUUAAUGCCACGAAAUUAAACGUGAAGUUGUUGAAAAAGGGCAUUGCCCUUUGGCUGGCGAACAUGGCGUGCAAGGACGAGAAAGACUUUUCGUACGAGCUAACUAACAGGAAAUACCAACUUAAUAUCUGGUUGGAAUUCAUUAAGUGGAUGUUGUUUAUGAGCAAUCACACUUUAGUCGCUCUUAUAACUGCCAUGUUCGAAAAAUUCGGCAUAAAACAUGGAAGCGAGAAACACGUUCGACUUAUGCAACAGAGUAAAGAUCUUUAUCAGGAAUUUAAGGAUAUUUUGGGAGAGGACGGUGUGUUUUUGUAUCCAUCGCAUCCAACCGCAGCUCCAAUGCACUACGAACCGUUGUGUAAACCCUUCAACUUUUCUUAUACUGCAAUCAUUAAUGUGCUAGGCCUACCGGCUACAGCUUGUCCAUUAGGUUUAAAUAAACAAGGACUUCCCAUUGGACUGCAGGUCGUAGCAGGACUUCAUCAGGAUCAUUUGACUCUCGCUGUUGCGGAAGAAUUGGAACGAGGUUUCGGAGGAUGGGUGCCACCAACAAUAGUAGCUUGACGUCAAUACUGUCAUAGACAAUAAUUCUAUGGACGAACGACAUGAUACACAUAAAAGCCUCAUCUUACCGAACCCUGCCAUCUCUCUCUCUCUCUCUUGCAAAGUAUUAUAUUUACAUUAAAGAUUUUCAAGUACAUAAACAACUAUCGAGGUAAA